Messenger RNA from Exophiala bonariae, 1599 nucleotides. RefSeq lists its product as uncharacterized. The coding region runs from base 1 to 1599 and encodes 532 amino acids. Lineage: Eukaryota; Fungi; Ascomycota; Eurotiomycetes; Chaetothyriales; Herpotrichiellaceae. The record is from RefSeq and is a predicted model, not a curated record. Gene Ontology annotation, cellular component: membrane. Gene Ontology annotation, biological process: transmembrane transport; carbohydrate transport. The transcript is spliced from 7 exons. Gene Ontology annotation, molecular function: carbohydrate:proton symporter activity.
AUGUCGUUCGUCAAGAGGUUUGUGCACAAUGAUGCAAUUAAACUGGAUCCUCCGGAGAUCUACAAUUGGAGAGUAUUCUCCCUUGCUGCUGCCGCCUGUUUCGGAGGCACAUUAUUCGGAAUGGACAUAGGCAUCAUUGGAGGUGUACUCACGUUACCAGACUUCAAAAACGAAUUUGGUCUUACAGGCUUGAGUAAAAAGGAUGCUUCAAACCUUUCUGCGAACCUCGUUUCAGUCAUGCAAGCUGGGGCCAUUCUUGGAGCCCUCGUUGCGAAUCCAAUGGCGGACAGAUUCGGGAGGAAACCUAGCAUUAUGGUCGUCGCAAUCUUUGCCUUUAUCGGAGGCUUGCUUCAGGCGCUGUCCUAUGGUAGCUUGGUCUGCUUUUAUAUCGGUCGGUUUGUUGAAGGUCUAGGUCUCGGUGGCGCCACUAUGAUCGCACCUACCUAUGUUGCCGAAAAUGCUCCCCGCGGAAUUCGGGGACUUCUGGUCGGCUUUUAUCAGUUGUUCGAAACCAUGGGCGCGAUGAUUGCUUUCUUCAUCAAUUAUGGAUCCCUGCUGCAUUUCAAGGGUAAAGCAACAUGGAUGGUGCCUCUCUCCAUGCAAUCUUUGCCGCCUCUACUGUUGUUCAUCUCAAUAUUCUUCCGCCCAGAGUCUCCACGCUGGCUCGCCUCAAGAGACAAUUGGGACAAAGCUUCACAGGUUCUUUCUAGCGUACGACAAUUGCCAGCGACACAUCCAUAUCUUCAAGCAGAGCUUCUUGAAAUGCAGACAACCUUGGAAGCCGAAAGAGACCGUUCGGGUGGAAACGGUUACUGGGCUCUCACAAAAGAGGCAUGGACGAUCCCUGGCAACCGCCGGCGGUCACUGAUGGUAAUUGGGUUAAUGACGGCUCAGCAAUGGACAGGUACCAAUGCUAUCAAUUAUUAUGCCCCGACUAUUUUCACUGCUUUGGGGGUGACAGGGACAACAAACUCUCUUUUUGCCACAGGCGUGUAUGGCAUUGUCAAGAUGGCGUCCUGUGCUAUCUUCAUCACGUUCCUUGCCGACACAUUGGGCCGACGACUCUCAUUGGUGUGGACUGGCCUUUUCAUGUGGUUCUGCAUGUUUUACCUUGGGUUUUAUGUCCGAUUUGAUCCGCCAAAGACUGGGGAGCCAAUCAGCAGCGCAGGUACUGCAGCCUUGGUCAUGGUCUAUCUUUUUGCGGCUGCAUUCCAAUUCGGAUGGGGCCCUGUUUGCUGGAUCUACUCUAGUGAGAUCUCUAGCCAACGACUUCGAGGAUUGACCGUAUCCUAUGCAGCGGCAACCCAGUGGGUAUUCAAUCUUGCAGUCGCGAGAGCCACGCCGGUCAUGCUGAACACAGUAGGAGCCAAUGGAUAUGGCACUUACUUCAUCUAUGGUUGCUUCUGCUUUGUAGUAGGGGUUGGUGCGUUUUUCCUGGUACCAGAAACUAAAGGGCUGACCCUGGAACGAAUGGACGAAUUGUUUGGAGUAACUGACCUCUCAGGGGUGGAAGAUGUAGGUAAGGCUGCCACUCAUAGCAAGCUAGACAUUGAAGCUGUGCAUGAAGAGGGUCAGCCGAUCCAUCUUCAGGAUAAGUGA